Dermatophagoides pteronyssinus (European house dust mite) is the source of this 973-nucleotide messenger RNA. RefSeq lists its product as uncharacterized. The record is from RefSeq and is a predicted model, not a curated record. Lineage: Eukaryota; Metazoa; Arthropoda; Arachnida; Sarcoptiformes; Pyroglyphidae.
AGUCGAUUGUUUUUUAUUGAGUGUGUUAGAAUAACAAAAAUAAAAUAAGUGGACAGUUCUAUGUUGAUGAAUCAUUGAAUUUUGUCCACUUAUAUCAUUCGAUUAUUUUAUUGUGCGUAGGUGUUUUUCUCCACUCGCUCAGGCAAUGAGUUUUCAUACCAAACUGUAAAACCAUGACAUUAGAAGACGAACAACGAUUAUCAUCUUCAUCACAAUCAUCAACACCAUCGAAUACAGUCGACGUAGAAAACGUAAGAAAUACACAAAGUAAUCCCGAAGAAUCGAAUCAGUCAAAUUCCGAGCAAUCAACAUUGACAACACAAAACCAAACGGAAUUAACAACUACUGAAGAAAUCAGACCAAAUAAUCAAACAGAAUCGCAAUCCGAUCAACAAGACGAUUCGAACAUUGAUCAAUUGCAACAUUAUAUCAGUCAAAUCCAUUUUGAUUCGACCACUGGUCGUCAUCAGAUUCCACCUGAAUUAUUGGCUGAAGAUCAAGAUCUUUUGGAAUCAGAAUUUCAAACGCUUGAUAAUGAUAUUGACGUUAUUGAGAUGUAUAAGAUAAUUUUUCAUCAUCAGACAUCGCAACUACCAAAACCAAUUAGAGUUUUUACUGAUACAAAUAGAGAUCGGUUAAUUGAUCGAUUGCGAAACGAUACUCGUUUGAAACCUUUCCUAAACAAACCUAAAAUGCAAAUGUUCAUCAAGGAAAUACUCUCUGAUGAGCAUAAAUUCUUAAAUCAACAAUUAUCUAGAUUACAUAAUGAUCGCAAUCGGGCAUCAACAUUAUUUGAAGAUCAACGACUUGAGCAACAAAUAUCUCCAUUAGAACAACAUCUGAUCGAUGGUCAAGGAUCAGAUGAACAAAAUUUUCUCCGAUUAUUAAUCGAGAUUAUUCAAUGACCGUAUUAAUUUAAAAUAUACUACAUUCCCUAAAAAUUAGUCAAUUUGGUUGUAUUUUUAUUAAUAAC